This is a messenger RNA of Closterium sp. NIES-67, 5500 nucleotides long. NCBI's taxonomy places the organism in Eukaryota, Viridiplantae, Streptophyta, Zygnematophyceae, Desmidiales, Closteriaceae. The record is from the annotation of a GenBank genome assembly.
CCAAGUCAAGCUUUCCCAGGGUGGAUAGACAACUCUCUCUGGCCGCCAUAGUUCUCGCUGACCUAAUCCUUGCGCAUUUCCCUACUGUCAACAGUCUAGAGCCUUUGGGUCGAAUUUAAAGCAUCCGCGUUCUGAUUUGAGCUCUUGACCUUUUGAGCUUCCGAGCCUUUGUUCCGCCUGUUGACAACAGCUGAAAGCUUUAGAGUCGAAUUCAAAGCAUACCCGUUCCGAUACCCUCACGCUCGCGCUUACGGUGGCGUGCCGUUAAUGCUAACUCGCGAGCAGUCGCGUUAAAGUUUCAGGCAUACACCCGUGACGCGUCAGAAGCUUCGGCCUUAGAAAGCGACUAUUACCAGCCCUAAACACCAGGACCCGUACCUGACCGUGUUUAGAUAAUUAGAAAGCGGUUACGAGGUUACAAGAGUUUGAGGUUAUGUUAUGAGGUUACAAGGGUUUUAGGUUACCAGGUUAUGGGCCGCCUCAUGAGCACGCGUGUGUGGUGGUAGGUCCUAGUAGCAGGGAGAGCAAAGGGAGGAGGUGGCCGAAGGAGGGGAGUAAAGAAACGGGGAACGCAUGGUGAAGGCAAGGGGAAGGGGUCGAUUGCGGCGAGUAGGGGUCGAUUGUGGCGAGUAGGGGUCGAUUGUGGCGAGUAGGGGUCGAUUGCGGCGAGUAGGAGUCGAUUGCGGCGAGUAGGGGUCGAUUGCGGCGAGUUUGGUGAUAGUAGCCGGGAGAGUCAAGGGAAGAGGUAGCGUAGGCGGAGGAGGAGAAUCAGGAAAGGGGGAACGCACGGUGAAGGCAAGGGAAGGGGUUAGUUGCGGCGAGUUUGAAGGAAGAGGAAACAGGAAGGGGGGAAGGGGAGACGAAGAGGGGGGAAGGGGGGAAGCGGGAGCGGGGAUGGCGAUGCAAGGAGGAGCCGGGCGGGGGGGAGGGCGAGGGGGGCCGGUGCAGGCGGGGGGAGGGCGCGGGGGAGGCGGAGGGGGAAGGGGAGGCGGGCCGUUGCAGGGGGGGGCGGCGGAUCCCACACCUGCGGCGAUCACGUUCACCAAGGAGCCGGUGAUGGAAGACAAACGCCCGCGGAAAAUCAAGAGCGUGCGGUUCAGCACCAUGAGCGCGCACGAGAUCAUGAAGAGCGCGGAGGUGCAGAUAUCGGAGAGGAGCCUGUACCAGCUGCCAGAGAGGAAACCCACACCGUUUGGUGUACUCGAUACAAGGCUGGGAACGACAAACAAGAAGGGCGAAUGCACGACGUGCAACGGCACGCUGCAGGACUGCGCAGGGCACUUUGGGUACAUCCGCCUGGAGCUGCCUGUUUACCACAUCGGGUACUUCAAAGUCAUCCUGCUCACGCUGCAGUGCAUCUGCAAGAACUGCUCGCGCAUUCUCCUGAGUGACGAGGAGCGCCGGCAGUGGCUGAAGAAGUUCCGGCACCCGCGGGUGGAGGUGCUGCAGAAGAAGGCGAUGGUGAAGCGAGUGGCGGAGAAAUGCAAACGGACACGCAUGUGCCACUACUGCGGGGACAACAACGGCACUGUCAAGAAGCUGACCGGCACAUUAAAGCUGUCCCACGACAAGUACGGCAAGGACCUGGACGCCAAGGACGAGGUGGUGAGACGCAUGGAGGCGGCGGUGGAGGCGAAUAAGGAGAUAGCGCAGCAUGCACAGAAGGUGGCGGACGACCUCAACCCCGUGCGGGUGCUGUGGCUGUUCGAACGGAUGUUGGACGAGGACUGUGAAUUGCUGGAUCUCUACUACCGCCCCGAGCGCCUGAUCGUGACGCACCUGUCAGUGCCCCCAGUGGCCAUCCGACCAUCAGUGGUGAUGGAGUCGGCUGCAGGGAGCAACGAGGACGAUGCGACGAUGAAGCUGGCCGUGAUCAUUGAAGUGAACAGCGCGCUCAGACUGGGCAUUCAGAAGGGAUUGCCCAUGCCCAACCUCGUGGAGAACUGGGAUUUCCUGCAGCUGCAAGUCGGCCUCUACAUCAACUCAGAGCUCCCCGGGUUGCCCCUAGCAGCACAGCCCACCAAGCCGACGCGUGGCUUCGUGCAGCGGCUCAAGGGCAAGCAGGGGCGGUUCAGGCAGAACCUGUCGGGGAAGAGGGUCGACUUCAGUGGGAGAACCGUCAUUUCCCCAGACCCCAACCUGAAGAUCUCAGAGGUGGCGGUGCCCAUGCACAUGGCGCAGCUGCUGACCUUCCCCGAGGCAGUCAACCGCCACAACAUCCAUAAGCUCAGGCAGCUCGUCAUCAACGGCACGGCCAAGUACCCAGGGGCUAAUUUCGUGGUCUACCCCAACGGCAACAAGUGGUUCCUCAAGUAUGGCGAUCGUAGGAGAGUCGCAGCGGAGCUCAAGUACGGGGACAUAGUGGAAAGACACCUGGAGGACGGGGACAUGGUGCUCUUCAACCGCCAGCCCAGUCUGCAUCGAAUGUCCAUCAUGUGCCACAGGGCCCGGGUGAUGCCGUGGAAGACCCUGCGCUUCAACGAGAGUGUGUGCAACCCGUACAACGCAGACUUUGACGGCGACGAGAUGAACAUGCACGCGCCGCAGACAGAGGAGGCCCGCACAGAGGCUCUGCUACUCAUGGGGGUGGAGAACAACCUGUGCACGCCUAAGAACGGGGACAUCCUCGUGGCAUCCACCCAGGACUUCCUCACAUCCGCCUUCCUCAUCACCCGCCGAGACACCUUCUACGACCGGGCGUCCUUCUGCCUGCUGUGCUCCUACAUGGCGGAUGGGCUCAUGCACAUCGACAUCCCCACGCCCGCGCUGCUCAAGCCCGUGGAGCUGUGGACGGGCAAGCAGCUCAUGAGUGUGCUCGUGCGGCCGUCAGCUCAGGACCGCGUGUUUGUCACAUUGGGCGUGCCCGAGAAGACGUACACCAAGAAGGGCGGGCCGUUCUGUGUGAAUGAUGGGUUCGUCUUCUUCCGGAACAGCGAACUGUUGUCGGGGCAACUUGGAAAGGCCACUCUAGGCAACGGCAGCAAGCAGGGUUUGUUUGCGCUGCUCAUGCGCGAGUACUCGGCUCAAGUGGCGGCCGUGUGCAUGAACCGACUGGCCAAGCUCAGUGCACGUUGGAUCGGCAACCACGGGUUCUCCAUCGGAAUCGACGACGUGCAGCCAUCAAAGCACCUGUACGAGCAGAAGCAGAAGGCGGUGGAGGAGGGGUACGACGCCAGCCAGCGCCACAUCCAAGCCUUUAACGAGGGCCGCCUCACCCUGCAGCCCGGGUGCAACCCUGCACAGACCCUGGAGGCCAAUAUCACCGGCGAGCUCAACAAGAUUCGAGAGGAGGCCGGAAAGGUGUGUCUGCGCGAGCUGCACUGGCGCAACAGCCCGCUCAUCAUGUCACAGUGCGGCUCCAAGGGGUCCCCCAUCAACAUAUCGCAGAUGGUGGCGUGUGUGGGCCAGCAGUCUGUGGGCGGAAAGAGAGCCCCCAACGGCUUUCUGCACCGCUCACUGCCGCACUUCCCCCGCCAUGAUCGCUCGCCACAGGCGAAGGGGUUUGUGGCAAAUUCGUUCUACAGCGGACUGACGCCCACCGAGUUCGUAUUCCACACGAUGGGGGGCAGAGAGGGCCUCGUCGACACCGCUGUGAAAACAGCAGAGACAGGGUACAUGUCGCGGCGCCUGAUGAAGGCCCUGGAGGAUCUGUCAGUGGCGUACGACGGCACUGUGAGGAACGCGAGUGGGGGCAUUGUGCAGAUGCGAUAUGGUGAUGACGGCAUGGACCCCGUGCACAUGGAGGGGAAGGACGGGGAGCCCCUUAACCUCGAUCGCACAUUCACUAAGUGCCAGGCUGUGCGCCCCAUGCGGAAAGACCCACCGCUCUUCCCCGACGAGAUGCGCAUGCACAUGCAGACAAGGUUCGCCGCCCCGGAGUACGCCGACCCCGAGUCGGAGGGCGGGUGCUCGACACGGUUCCGAGACUCGGUGGUGGGGUUCCUGGAGAAACAGCUGGGGGCGAUGGAGAUCACGAGGAAGAGAUUAGGGUUACCGGGAGAAGGGGAGGGGGAGGGGGGGAAGAGGAAGGUGCUGGAGAGGGGGGUUGCUGAGAAGGUGGCUCAGAACCUGUGUGGCGUGACAAGGAAGCAACUGGAGCUAUUCCUGGACACCUGCAUCCACCGCUACCAGUCCAAGCGCAUGGAGCCCGGCACAGCAGUGGGGGCCAUAGGGGCGCAGUCCAUCGGCGAGCCGGGCACGCAGAUGACUCUCAAGACCUUCCAUUUCGCCGGUGUUGCUUCCAUGAACGUCACCCUCGGUGUGCCGCGAAUUAAGGAGAUUAUCAACGCGGCCAAGAACAUCAGCACGCCCAUCGUGACCGUGAAGCUGGAGACAGACAACGAUGUCAAGGCGGCUAGGAUCGUCAAAGGGCGCAUAGAGAAGACCACGCUGGGAGAGGUGGUCAGAAGCAUGAAGACCGUCCUGACGCCCAGCCAGGCCAUGCUGUCCAUCCGCCUGGACAUGCACCGCAUCUCCGCCCUGCAGCUCGACAUCACUGCAUACACCGUGGCCGACGCCAUCACCACGGCGUCGCGGCUGCGCAUGAAGCUGAAGGCGCAGCAUAUACGCGUGGUGAGCGCGGACAAGCUGCUGGUGUACUCGCCCGAGCAGGACCGCAGGCAGCUGCUCUUCUCGCUGCACAACCUCAGGAACAAGCUGCCGCAAGUCAUCGUGAAGGGCAUACCCAGCGUGGAGAGAGCGGUUAUCAAUGACCUGGGCGGGGGGAAGUACAACCUUCUGGUCGAAGGAACAAACUUCGGCGCAGUGCUGGGAGUGACAGGGGUGGACGGGUGCAAGACGAAGAGCAACCACGUGAUGGAGGUGGAGACGGUGUUGGGGAUAGAGGCGGCCCGGCACUGCAUCAUGCAUGAGAUCAACUACACCAUGGGAUCGCACGGCAUGACCAUUGACCCCCGCCACAUGAUGCUGCUCGCUGACGUCAUGACCUACAAGGGCGAGAUCCUAGGAAUCACGCGGUUUGGAAUCGCAAAGAUGAAGGACAGCGUGCUCAUGCUGGCGUCCUUUGAGAAGACCACGGACCACCUCUUUGACGCGGCGGUGCACGGGCGCAAGGACGAGAUCGAGGGGGUCAGCGAGUGCAUCAUCAUGGGGAUUCCCAUGCCGGUUGGCACUGGGCUGUUCAAGAUCAAGCAGAAGGUGGACCACAUCCCAGUCCUUCCCAAGCGGGCUCCUCUGCUGCUGGGAUAGCCACAGUGCGAUGAAGCCAGGAAAGGUCGGAAGGCUGUCUGUUGGGCUGAAAGACAGAGAUGAUGCUUGGUAGUUGUGGCACAAGCGUGGUUGUGCCUGUACAGUGUAGGGGUGAUGCGAUGUGAUGGUGGAUGCCAGUUUUAGCCCAGUGAUUCUCCUUAUGGCUGUGAAUGGUGUUUGCUGAAUGACUGUUCAAGAUCAAGCAGAAGUGAGUCAAAAGGGGGGUAGUGGGAGAACAGGCAAUAUGGUGUGUGCAGGGCUUUGAGGACAAGAUCGCAGGGGUCUCGGACUG